This is a messenger RNA of Vicia villosa (hairy vetch), 1323 nucleotides long. RefSeq lists its product as uncharacterized. The record is from RefSeq and is a predicted model, not a curated record. The transcript is spliced from 2 exons. Bases 1 to 1323 code for a protein of 440 amino acids. Lineage: Eukaryota; Viridiplantae; Streptophyta; Magnoliopsida; Fabales; Fabaceae.
AUGUAUGAUGGGGUUAUGAUAUAUAGAGAUGAUGUUUCUACUUUAGUCUAUGGGCAAUAUAUUGAGAAGUGGUCAAUGGUCGUUAUUCAUAACUUGUUGAAUGGGUGGGGAUAUAUUGAAGGGACGUACAUAAUAUGGACAAAGAUUAUUGAAAUAGAUGAAAAUCAUUUCCAGAUUAGGAGGGACGAUGAUUGUUAUGAUUUGGAUGCAUAUGCAUGUGCAACCCAAACAUCAGGGGAAUUGUUUUUGGAGCAUCAUAUCACUGAUUUAGAAGUAUUAGUCAGGUGUGCUAAGUGUGUGAAUGAGGUUGUGGCUCCUGUUGUUUAUGAUGAUGAAAGAAUUGAAGGGCUCAAUGAUAGUGAGGAUGAACGAGCCACAACUCUUGCAGAUGGGUUUAAAGUAAUUUAUGUGAAACCAGUUAAUGAUAAUGUUGGUCUUGCUGGAUUCUUGAAAUGUUCUAAUAAGAAGAAAUGGGAAGAUGAUGGGUUCAAAAAGAAGAAACAUGUAGAUGAUAGUUCCAACAAGAAUGCAGCUCAAGAUGAUGGUUCCAAAAUAAAGUGGAGGAUGAUGAAUAUGAGAGAGGCAUUGAAUAAGAAUUUUAAAUUUGAGUGGGGUAUGGAAUUCAAUUCCCUAGAUGAUUUUAGAGAUGCCAUACAUGAGUGGUCAAUAUUAAAUGGAAGAGAAAUUACUUUUGUGAAGAAUGAGAGCUACAGAGUAAGGGUAGAAUGUAGGGCUAAAUGUGGGUUUUUGAUUCUCUGCUCUAAAGUGGAACAUAAGCACAUGUGUACUAUAAAGACUAUACAUGGCAGCCACACAUGUGCUAGGGUUUUGGAUAGCAGAUCUACAAACAAUAGGUGGGUGGCAAAGGCAGUUGUGAAGAAGAUGCAAAAAUUUGAAUCAGUUAGGAUUUGUGACAUUAUCCAAUAUAUGAGACAAAACUAUUCAGUGGUCAUGAAUGUGGCUAAGGCAUGGAAGGCAAAGCUUAUAGCAAAGAGGAUAGUAGAAGGAGAUGCAGACAAACAAUAUGCUAAUCUAUGGAGAUAUGCAGCUGAGUUGCAUAGGGUAAAUCCUGGGAAUACCUUGAAAAUUAAUGUUGAGAGACCCAACCCAUCAAUUCAACCAAGGUUUGGCUCUUUUUACCUUUCCUUUGAUGGUUGUAAACAGGGAUUCAUCAAGGGUUGCAGACCAUUUGUUGGAGUUGAUGGAUGCCACUUGAAAACUAAAUAUGGUGGUCAACUGUUAAUUACUGUUGAAAGGAAUCCCAAUGACCAAUAUUUCCCUUUGGCAUUUGGUGUUGUGGAAACUGAGACAAAAGACAGUUGA